Molecule: messenger RNA, 623 nt
Organism: Owenia fusiformis
Lineage: Eukaryota; Metazoa; Annelida; Polychaeta; Sabellida; Oweniidae
Source: the annotation of a GenBank genome assembly
CGUAUCGAGACGCACUUUAUUUUAUCUUAUAACAAACUGGACACUUAUUAUGGAGGAAGCCAAUCUUCUUCAAGUAAAGGAACUUGUAAAAGACGCCUUUAAUUCUUUCAAAAGAGAACUGAAGGAAGAAACAAAGACACCGUCUACAAAACUGUUCAAGAAAUUUCAUGCCGACAGUAACGACAACAUUGAUUUGAAGCACCGCGGAAAUCGUAAGCAACAUGAAUUCAACGUACAAGUCGCCAAUAUCAUUGAAGAGGCAGCUGAAUACCUCAAGAGGCCAGAACAAGCCACAGAUUUUGAUAAGCAACAACAGCUUCUAGACGAGGUCAAGCGCUACAAUACUGAAGGUACGAUAGAGGUGGCUUCAGAGGCGGCAGAACGUCAUCCACUCAUCCUAAUACCGAGACCAACCAAUGGCAGCAAGGUGCAGGAGGGGAAAUGGGUUCAAGUGUACGCCAAAGCCACCAGACAUGUAAUACAGAUGCGGACAAACGGGGCACUAGAGAUACACGUGUUCCAGAUUUUCUGGCAACGGGUCAGAUAGCAGGGUCAACAAGCAAAAUUGAUAGUCAAAAUAAGGCUGGUAGAACAUGGUGUCAAGAAUUUGGGUGAAAUUAAGG